AUGGCAGUGCACCAGUUCGAGCACCUCCUGUGCCUCAUCGAUACCGAUGUCGAGCCAGCGUCCGUGGUCGCCGUCGAGGGUGUUGCCGGGCCGGGGCAGUGGACGCAGGACGCUGCUGUAGGUGUCCCAGACGCCGUGGUCACCGUUGUAAGCCUCUUAAAAUCCCCAACCGGUCACGCCACCUGGGCUUGCCUGCCCACAAACGCCGCCGCAGCGCCCGCCCGCGCCCGCGCCCGCUGCCGCAGCGCCCGCAUCCGGCCUCGGCCUCGCCGCCGCAGCGCCCACCCAUGGCUCCCGCGCCCGGCGUCCGAGCCCUGCGUCCGUGCGCCCGACCUCGCCCUGGCUGCCGCUGCGCCCGCCCUCUGCUCGCCGUGGCCCCCGCGGUUCGCUGCGGCCGUCCGCGCCCGGCGUCCGCGCGCCCGCCCUCGGCCCCCGCGCCAGCAGCGCCCGCCCUCGGCUCGCUGCGGCCCCCGCAUACCAACACGGCCGACCUUGUCUCCUGGUCGGUCACGGGCACUGACGCAUCUGCCUCGCCGCCGGCCGCAGGGAUUAUGCCGGCGGCGCGCGGGUCACGGAGGAGGAGGCAAGGAUCUGAGCAAGAGUGAAAGGAAAUUUUGCUCUGGCUCAAAGUUGAAAGAGAUGAGUGGGAGUGGGAUUUUUGCUGAGAAGAGUGAAAAUGGUGAUUCAGUGGCUUCAAAUCCUGCUAACAAGACUUCCUUGAGGAUGUACCAGCAAAUUGUAACUGGAAUAAGCCAGAUUUCAUUCAGCGUCGAUGGAAGUGUUUCACCGCAGAAGCCAUCGUUGAUACCUCAGGUGGCUAAACAGCGAGAUCUUAGUGGUACCCUGGAAGAUGCUGAUGCUAAAACUUCCUAGCUUUGCCGAGCGGCAAAGAUUUUUUUU
This is a messenger RNA of Sorghum bicolor (sorghum), 900 nucleotides long. RefSeq lists its product as uncharacterized. The transcript is spliced from 6 exons. NCBI's taxonomy places the organism in Eukaryota, Viridiplantae, Streptophyta, Magnoliopsida, Poales, Poaceae. Bases 1 to 873 code for a protein of 290 amino acids. The record is from RefSeq and is a predicted model, not a curated record.